AUGUAUACAUUAUCAAGUUUACCUAUAGAAAUACUGUAUUCUAUCAGUAAUUAUUUAGAUACUGAAGAUUUAAUAGUAUUGGCCAGAUUGAAUAGUUGGUACACUUAUUGGCUAUCGUUUAUAUUAAGUGAAAGAAUCGAACACUAUGUGAGAAAAGAAGGAUGGAGAAUACAUAUUGACAUAUUAGCUAAAUCAUACCCCUUACAACAAGACACUAAUACUUGUUCAUCAUUCCCCUUUUCAACUGAACUUUUACUUUUAAGUGAAUACUCUAGAAUCAAUCGAUCCACUCUCACAUUAGAAUUUAAUCUAUGUCCUAUUGAUGACGUUGGGUUUGAUGCAGAUGUAAAUGCUACUCAGGCUGAACGAUCAAUUGUAUUAUUUAAUGAGAUUAAGACCAAUAUAGAUAUCGUUGCUUAUUUUGCACAGAUUUCUCCUCAUAAACGAUUACAGCAUGUUAAUCAAGCAGGUGCAACUAUAGUCAAUGAUCAAACCCUUUGGCAGAGUCAACAGAGUUAUGAUUAUAGUUGUAGUAGUAGUCGUAGUAGUCGUAGUCGUAGUCGUAGUAAUAGUAGCAGUAGCAGUAGCAGUACUAGUAGUAGUAGUGGACUGGCAGUUAUAGGUUUAGGGUUCAAGAUUCAAUAUAAUAUGGAAACAAGAAAUAACAAUGAAGUUUUAUUACAAUUAAUUGAAAAGUUUAAAUUAGACUAUUAUAAUAGCAGUAAUGGCUGUCAAGAGAUUGAUUUGGAUCCUUUAUUGUCAAAGAAGAGUGAUGAAGGGUCUGCAGUGAUAUCGUUUGAUAGAAUAUAUGUAUCUCCUGAAUGGUGGCUAAAGCAGAUGUCAGUUCCUAUAUACAGCAAUAAUAGCCAUAAUUCUGAAUAUUCAGAGCACGGAUAUUGGUAA
Cokeromyces recurvatus is the source of this 903-nucleotide messenger RNA. RefSeq lists its product as uncharacterized. Lineage: Eukaryota; Fungi; Mucoromycota; Mucoromycetes; Mucorales; Mucoraceae. Bases 1 to 903 code for a protein of 300 amino acids. The record is from RefSeq and is a predicted model, not a curated record. The transcript is spliced from 2 exons. Gene Ontology annotation, molecular function: protein binding.